Molecule: messenger RNA, 954 nt
Organism: Saitoella complicata NRRL Y-17804
Lineage: Eukaryota; Fungi; Ascomycota; Saitoellomycetes; Saitoellales; Saitoellaceae
Product: thioredoxin-like protein
Exons: 1
Coding region: 76-609 (177 amino acids)
Biological process (GO): cell redox homeostasis; hydrogen peroxide catabolic process; response to oxidative stress
Cellular component (GO): cytosol
Molecular function (GO): thioredoxin peroxidase activity
Source: RefSeq, a predicted model, not a curated record
CAACCCCCCCCAUCGUUUGCCUUUUCUCUAUCAAGUACAAUCACUACUAUUUCUACUUCCACAAGCAUCAUCACAAUGGUUGCCCGCGUUCAGCACCCCGCCCCCACUUUCAAGACCACCGCCGUCAUUGACGGUGCUUUCGAGGAUGUGUCCCUCGAGCAGUACAAGGGCAAGUGGGUUCUCCUCGGCUUCAUCCCCCUCGCUUUCACCUUCGUCUGCCCCACCGAGAUCGUCGCCUUCUCCGAGGCCGCUUCCAAGUUCACCGAGCGCAAUACCCAAGUCCUCUUCGCUUCCGUCGACUCCGAGUACUCCCUCCUCGCCUGGACCAACACCGCCCGUAAGGAGGGUGGAUUGGGACCCGUCAACAUCCCGCUCUUGAGCGACAAAGCGCAUAAGAUCGCGAAGGAUUAUGGAGUGUUGUUGGAGGAGGAGGGUGUUGCUCUUCGUGGGUUGUUCUUGAUUGACCCCGAGGGUAAGGUUCGUCAGAUUACGAUUAACGACCUUCCUGUUGGUCGUUCCGUUGAUGAGGCUCUUCGUCUCGUUGACGCUUUCCAGUUCGUUGAGCAGUACGGAGAGGUAUGUUCAUUCCUGUCCAUCAUUCUCAUAUGACUUUGAUGCUAAUAUACGUUCACAGGUCUGCCCCGCCAACUGGCAGAAGGGUGGCGACACCAUCAAGCCCGACGUCAAGAACUCCAAGGAGUACUUCGAGAAGGCCCACGCCUAAACAUCUUCUCUCCGCCUGGAGCUGAGGAGAUGCUUGUUUGUUGCAUUUGAUACACACACACACACAACUAUGAUACACUGAGAUAUCUUUUGGAGUUUGCUUUUGGCUUUUAUAAUAUGGCUUCCGCUUGAGUGCCUGGAGCUGUGAAGGAAGAGGAGACGGAGACGUUUUAUACAAAAUUACAAGAAUAGAUUUUUGAUUGCUUUUUGCCGCGAUUUUGUUUUGUCCAA